Drosophila yakuba is the source of this 7670-nucleotide messenger RNA. RefSeq names its product acetylcholine receptor subunit alpha-type acr-16 (gene nAChRalpha6). Bases 2315 to 3886 code for a protein of 523 amino acids. NCBI's taxonomy places the organism in Eukaryota, Metazoa, Arthropoda, Insecta, Diptera, Drosophilidae. Gene Ontology annotation, biological process: chemical synaptic transmission; signal transduction; regulation of membrane potential. Gene Ontology annotation, cellular component: postsynaptic membrane; synapse; neuron projection. The record is from RefSeq and is a predicted model, not a curated record. The transcript is spliced from 15 exons. Gene Ontology annotation, molecular function: transmembrane signaling receptor activity; acetylcholine-gated monoatomic cation-selective channel activity.
UAAGUCGUUAGGGUACAACCAGACAGGACGCACUUACUCCGAGCUGCCGCCAUUCGCCUGCCUUGGCGUGUGUGUACCGUUAGUUCAGCUGUCCCGUGCAGAGAGGCAAAUAAGCGGGGAAGCCCCGACAUCGAACCGAAAUCGAAAUCGAAUCAUAGCCAAAGUCAAAGUCAGAGUAUCGCUCAGUAUCGAGGUGCAUAGAAACUUGCUGGUUAGUGCGUGAAGAAACUGCCAAAACAACAACCAAAAAAAAAGAAACGAAAAAACGAAAAUAAAUACUCCAAUUCCCUCUGUGGCAGCUCCCGCGCGUCCAAGUGUGUGUAAGUGUCGUCUGUGCGUGUGUGCGUGCGUUUUCCCAAAAAAACUUCAGAUCGAGUGUGUUCAUCAACAACAAAUAAAGUAAAUAAAAAAAUUAAAACAAAAUUGAAUAAAAUUCCAAACGACAUAACAGAAAGUCGCAUUAAAUCAUAGCCAAUUAAAAAUGUUUGCUUAAACGAACCAAGAUAAAAAUCCAAUUUAAAUAAAAGUUUUUCGUUAUAUUCACCACAUAAAGGCAAUAUGCAAGUAUUAAACAAAAAAACACUCAGAAAAUGUUAAACAAAAUUAAAUGAAUGCAAAUUAAAAAGCACGAGGAAAAGCCAAAAUAAAUAACAACAGCAACAAUGUGUUCAUAACUAUUAAAAACGGAAAAUUAAAACAAAAAAAGCAGUGGCUUAAAUUAACGCAUUAUGCUAAAUCGAAACCAAACUCAUCUGAAUCUCUACUCUCGCAUCCAUGUUUCUGCAUCCGCACCCGUAUCCGCAUUCGUAUUCGCAUCCGCACCUGUAUCUGUAGCCGAAUCAGUAUCGUUGCAUCUGCUGAGCGAAUGAGACGAAGCAGCAAACAUGCCAGCUAAAUUCCAAUUCAAAAACCCAGAAUCAAUACUUCAAUCAGUCUGGCAAGCAAGCAAUCAAGCAAUUCCAUCAUCAAUCUCGCAACUGCCAUCAACUCAUCAGCAAUAACAACUGCAACCAGCACUGCAACAACUGUCCCAACACAAAUGCGACUAACUAAAUGCAUCCAACUAAAGCAAAUAAACUUAAAUAAUUCCAAACCAUAAUCCUAAAAAAGAAAAUUCAAAACCAAAACCAAAUACCACUCGAAGGCGAACGAAGCGAGCGAGUUAAAUACAAUUUUCAUAUUAAUUAUGGAACAUUCAUCAACAAUUUCGUUGUGUUUGUUCCAUUGUAAAAGCAAAAAGGUCGCCGAUUGUUUGCAGCUGCAGCAACAACGACCACUGCAACAAUCAGCAACAACUCUCGCCGCAGCAGGAACAAAAUCAACCAGAAGACCAACAACAUCCGCAACACAGCAGCAACUUCUUAAACAGCAGCAACUCCAAGCUUCAUUUCGGCAAAAUUGCUGGCUAACAUCUUACAACUGAACGAAACAACGAUACUAAGCUGUACUACAAGAUAUAAGGAUCAACAACAAAAAUAAAAUCAACCAGAAAAACAACAACUGCUACCUAAGGUUUCUCAAAAUCCAACAAAAAACAAAAAAUAACAAACUCAAAUAGAAAAUGAAAACCAUAUAAGCGACCCAGAAAAAAGUGCAAAUUAUGUAAAUUAUUUCAAAAGGAAAAACGCAAAGGGAAAACCGAAGAGCAAACGAAAGAGAAUUAGUCAAAUAAAAGCGAACGGAAAAACAAUAUCUGUGACCAGGCGAAGACCGGAAAUUAAAUCUGCAACGCGGAACCAAAGUGGAAGAGGAAGCACAGCCACAACCACAACCGCAACCGCAGCAAAAUCCGAAGAAAGUCGACGGCAAACGCGUGCCAAAUAUUUGCUAGAAAAAUACCAGAAUAAAAUAAUAAUCAAAGGCGCUUCCUUGAAAAAAAAACAAAGCAAAAAUAGUAGAAUUGAGAAAUUCUAGUUGCUUUUGAGAUAGCCUAAGUGUCCCAUGACAGCUGCAUUGCGCUGAGAAGGUGUGGGCAGGAGUACGGACUGCUGGGAGACCAUCUCUCGUCCAUUGUUGAACUCUGACCCACACGACGGCGCAUUGUCUCCGGACCAUUGUGCUAAUCAUCGCUAGUUGGGAGCACUGGCCAACUAUUUAGCCAAGGUGACGAGGCGGGGACAGCCAACCACUUCAAGGCAGCUCAACCACACCAAGGAGCACUGUGAAAGGAGGCGGCGGAUCGGGAACGGGAACAGGAGGAACAGGAGGACCAGGAGCCGUAGUCGAAGCAGGACCAGAAGCAGCAGAAGGAGCAGCAGGGGCGGGGUGGUAGCCAUUCAACCCGAGAGCCACGCGAUACAAACAAGCCAAGGACAUGGACUCCCCGCUGCCAGCGUCGCUGUCGCUGUUUGUCCUGUUGAUCUUUCUGGCGAUAAUUAAAGAAAGCUGUCAAGGACCUCAUGAAAAGCGCCUGCUGAACCACCUGCUGUCCACCUACAACACGCUGGAGCGACCCGUGGCCAACGAAUCGGAGCCCCUGGAGGUGAAAUUUGGACUGACGCUGCAGCAGAUCAUCGACGUGGACGAGAAGAAUCAGCUUCUCAUAACGAAUCUUUGGCUUUCGUUGGAGUGGAACGACUACAAUCUGCGCUGGAAUGAAACGGAAUACGGCGGAGUCAAGGACCUCCGAAUCACGCCCAACAAGCUGUGGAAGCCCGACGUGCUCAUGUACAACAGCGCGGAUGAGGGAUUCGAUGGCACGUAUCACACCAACAUUGUGGUCAAACAUAACGGCAGUUGUCUGUACGUGCCCCCUGGUAUCUUCAAGAGCACAUGCAAGAUAGACAUCACGUGGUUCCCAUUUGAUGACCAACAUUGCGAAAUGAAAUUCGGUAGUUGGACUUACGAUGGAAAUCAGUUGGAUUUGGUUUUGAAUUCCGAAGAUGGAGGGGAUCUUUCCGAUUUCAUAACAAAUGGCGAGUGGUACUUGCUUGCCAUGCCGGGAAAGAAGAAUACGAUAGUCUACGCCUGCUGCCCAGAACCAUAUGUCGAUAUCACCUUUACUAUACAAAUACGUCGCCGUACAUUAUAUUAUUUUUUCAAUUUAAUCGUGCCAUGUGUGCUAAUCUCAUCGAUGGCCCUCCUGGGCUUCACAUUGCCGCCGGAUUCGGGCGAGAAACUGACGCUGGGCGUAACUAUACUACUAUCAUUAACAGUAUUUCUAAACCUUGUCGCCGAGUCCAUGCCGACAACGUCGGAUGCUGUUCCUCUUAUAGGAGUUACAAUUCUUCUAUCGCUCACAGUGUUUCUCAACCUUGUAGCUGAGACAUUGCCCCAAGUAUCUGAUGCAAUCCCCUUGUUAGGCACCUACUUCAAUUGCAUCAUGUUCAUGGUCGCAUCGUCGGUGGUGCUGACAGUAGUGGUGCUCAACUACCACCAUCGCACAGCGGACAUUCACGAGAUGCCACCGUGGAUCAAGUCCGUUUUCCUACAAUGGCUGCCCUGGAUCUUGCGAAUGGGUCGACCUGGCCGCAAGAUCACACGCAAAACAAUACUACUAAGCAAUCGCAUGAAGGAGCUGGAGCUGAAGGAGCGCUCCUCCAAGUCCCUGUUGGCCAAUGUCCUCGACAUCGACGACGACUUUCGGCACACAAUAUCCGGCUCCCAGACCGCCAUCGGUUCAUCGGCCAGCUUCGGUCGGCCCACAACGGUGGAGGAGCACCACACGGCCAUCGGCUGCAAUCACAAAGAUCUUCACCUGAUUCUCAAAGAAUUGCAAUUUAUUACGGCGCGCAUGCGCAAAGCCGACGACGAAGCGGAAUUGAUCGGCGAUUGGAAGUUCGCGGCAAUGGUUGUGGAUAGAUUUUGUUUAAUUGUUUUCACGCUCUUCACGAUUAUUGCAACGGUUACCGUGCUGCUCUCGGCUCCGCACAUAAUCGUGCAAUAAGGACGCUCGAAUUAGGUCAUUAAGCUACGGAUACGUCGGAAGCAGACGACUAGUUAAGUUCUUUUUCAAAAACCAAAAACUAGCAAAGCUGCUUCGAAGCAAAGCAAACAAAAACAAACAAGAAAAGAAAACUACAAAAAAAUAAUAAAAAAUACAAAAUUGUUAAUUACAUUUUUAAGUAAAGACAAAGAGCAAAGAGAAAAUGUUGCAAGAAAAAAAAAAAUAAACCUAACAAAAUCAUGUACUAAAAAAUAUUUUAUGGACAAACCAAACAAAAAAGCAAAAAUUACUGCCGUACAAGAACCGAAAAAGUGUUAAGUAAGCUACACACGCACACAAAAUUAUAAGAGUUAAGCAAACAACCAGAAAGAAACAACAAUUUGGUUAAGGAUAGCCAAAAAAAAUUGGUGCAGCAGGACGAAAAGGACAACAAGGAAACAUCGCGGGACAGGACACUCAAAGGUUACAUGUGUACACCCACUGACACAGACACACUCACAUACAUCUAGGUAAUUGUAUGUACAAUAACGGAGUUAUAAGUUAAUUAAUAUGCUGAGUUGUUAUAAUUUAUGUAAGGUGAACGGACGACAGACACACACACACAUGGACACACAGACACAGAUACGGAUACACCUAAGAUAUAUGAUAUAUGUAUAAGAUAUUGUUCCUAUGAGACAUUAGAUAUGUAUUUAAAAUGGCAACACACUCACGUACAGAGACACACACACACACACACACACACCGACACUGAAGCACUUAAUUGACAAAUGCAAAAACAAGGGAAUGAAACCAUUUAUUCGUAGGAAAGGACGAAAACAGGAUAGGCACUUAAGGACAGUGGGUUGAGUGGGUACAAGUUAUGGUCUGAUGACCCUUUGUUGUUUUGUUGUCUGCAUUUUUGAGCUCUAAUAUUUCCGCUUUCGGUUUUCAUUUCGGGAUCACGUGGACCAACACUAUUUUGUUUGAUUUCCUUCAUUCCAGUUUGCAAACAAAAUAUGAUCCCAGUGAAGAAACCCUUGCGAAAUCCCAUUUGAGUACAUAACUCACUUUCAUUUUACUUGUCUUGUAAUUUAACUUGUUCGUCUUUUGGAACGCUUUUGGAGAGAUAUUUGCAAGAUAGCUGAUUGUAAAUGGUAACAAACUGACACAUAAUUAUGGAUAUUAACAAAGGUCUAUAUAUACAUACAUAUACUCAUAGUGAAUUGAAUUAAUUUUUAAAAGACGCAUUCACGAACACGGAAAGGGGAGGGAGGCAUGUUCGGUGAACAUCAUGUUUUUAGAAAAUUUAUUGUUGAAAUAUUGUAGCGAAUUGAGUAAGCAUUAAGGGCGAAUGAAACCGAGUUAUAGUCACCAAUUAAUUAGUCAAAGUAAUAAUAAAUGGAAAUUGAAAACCAGAGAUCCCAAAAACCGAAAAACCGAACUAGCAAUACAAGAUCAACAGGUGUAUAUAUAUUUUAUGACACAUAUAUCACCGCAUAUAUACAUACACAUAUAUAUAUGGAUAUAUUUUUAAUAAAACAAUACGGAAUCGAGCAAAACUAAAGACACUAAGCAGAAGAAGCUAAGCAGCGCAAGAACAGAAACCCACUAUCAAAUAAUAAAACCAAAAAACCAACCAACCGAUCCCAAACAAUGCCACUCGAAAUCACAAGAAUAAAUCACAAUUUUGUUGGAAAUUUCGCAUAGUUUUCGGAUGAGUUCACCCUGUCUAUAUCUAUGUACUUACGUAUAUCCCUGUGUAUUCCUAGAAACGAGCUUCGAAUUUUGUCUACUUUACUCUGCUCUCCCCCGAAAAAUAAAAACAUAAAGCAAAACAGUGAUAUUUAUGGUAUAGCCCCCAAAAAAGACGAACUCAAACACUCUUUCCGGAACCCACCUAAGAAACCAAAAACCAAAAUCAAUGAAAAACCUACCUCCUUGUCGAAUGAGAAUGAUAAUGAUCGAAGGACGAUGAAGCAUAGAAACACUGCCGAGUUAAUCGCACUCCUCUGACCCCUUGCAAAAAAAGUGAACCCAUUUUCUUAUUUAUUUUAGUCCUGCCAAAGAGAAUUUCUAACAGAAUUGUGUGACGAGCAACCACUUUUGAUAGCCAGACGUAAAGUUUACUUAACGGAUAAACCAGAUCGGCCCUAUACUCGUACAUAGCUAAUAUGCCCGAUGUCAAAAUUUCAGAAUGUCAGAUUGUCAGAGGGAAACCAAUCGAGUGCUGAAUGCUGAAUCCACUGAAGGAACUGCAGAUCAGAUCUAAGCGUUUAAGGUGUAUACACUCACUUUGUAUGGUUUAUUUGCAUUUAGGUACAUUUAAAUUUAGAUUUGAUAUGAGACGACUUUUACUUGCGCCCAGAGCGAUGGGUAAUCCUACCGAAAACUGCUCUGUCCCCAUGAGGUUGUUGUUUUUCGAGGUGCGAAUUCCAAUUGAAAUUGAGAUCUUGAGUUGAAGUAUGAGAAUCGGAAUCAGAAUUAGAUGUGAAGAGGUAGAGUUGCGGAAGGUGUGUGCAUUUUAAAUUUAAUUUUUUUUUAUAAUUAAUUUAGUGCUAAUCUUUGAGCAGCUAGGCGCAUAAUUAGAACUACGUACGUAUAUGUGUAUGGAUGUCUUUUUGAUAAAAAGAAGCUGUUUUAAGAAGCAAACCAUUUUCUACACUCUUUAAAAGAUUGAACUCUACAUGUACGAGAUUAUGUAUAAUACAAGUAAUAAUAAUUUAGCGUUAACUAGGCAAUUAUAAAAUGCGGUGACCUGCAAAAGGAGCCAUAAACUAAGCGUCCUACAUUAGGAGAGGUCGACCUUCGACCUAAGCGAUUACCAGAAAUAAAGUUAAAAAGUUGGUGCAGUUGCGAGGGAAGGCAAAAACUAAAAAAAACGAUAAACGAAUUUAAAAUUGAUAAUGAACAUGAAAUUACCACGAAACCAAACUUGUAGUGAAGCCAAGUGCUUUUUCAUUUGAAAACUCUACUACUCACUUACGACUUACCUACUUUGCAAGUAUUAACUAAUUUCCUCUGAUCAGAGUUACACGCAAUCGCGAAAUGCAAAAAGCUAAUUACAAAACGGUUGGUACACGCCCAAAACACACACACAGUCAGACAAUGGAAAAUGACAAAUGAAAAAUGAAAGCAUUCGAAUUGUUCGUAUUACAAACAAAAAACAAAAAAAUAAAGAAACCAGCAAACCGAAGAGUUCGAAUUUCGUUUCAAUUGCACUCCGCAUGUUCUCCAAUACCCCAGGGCAAUUAAACAGAGUUCAACAAUAAAUAGAGCAUUAAAAAACCGAUUCGAGACACUUUUUUAAACAAGGCAAAUAUAUUUAAAAUUAGCAUUUAACUAAAUGACAAGAAAAACGUAGUCUAUAAACUGCGAAUGUUUAGCACUAAACUGACCCGAGCAGAAUUCUGCCAGCCAACCCGAAUCCAAAUCCAAGCCUCCACCUGUGUCCCAAGUCUAACUACCACAUCAAUUUAAAUAGCUAAUUGCAUAAUUAUUAAACCGUUACUGAAUUUCUGUCGAUUGCCAAUCGCGAAAAAGAAAAACAUAAAAUCUUCCCAAAAAUUAUGCAUGUAAAAAAGGAAAUGGCUAAGAAAAAAAACCAAAAAAUUAGCAAGAAGUCUGUUGUCGAUAAGAAUUAUUGGCAGACAAAUAACUUUCGUCACAUUGACGAUAAUAACUAAUUUUAAGCGAAAAACAAAGGAAUUAAUUGAUUUAAAUAAUAAACAAAUUAAUAUUAAAAAUCGAGAGACAUGAUUGCAACAAAAACACAAAAACUGAAUAAAUAUUUAUUUUGAAAAGAGAA